CCAGCAGAGCCAACUUGCACGUUCACUGUCCGAGUCACAGCACUGCCGGCUGCCAGGCAGAUCAGUUUGUUCGUGAGAAUGGAUGGAAAAGCAGAUGUGAAGUCUCUCAUGGCGAAAUUCAACACGGGGGACAAUCUGACAGAAGAGGUCUCUGGUCAUGGCCGACCCUUCAAAGUCACCGGACAGAACUCAGCAUCAGGGAUACAAGCGAAGAAGAGCUUAUUCAGCAACCCAGGAAAUGGCAGUCCUCCCCCAGCACACGGCAGUGUUCCUAAAUUUGGGUCCCCAAAGCCACCUCUGGGGACGAAACCUUCUGAGGAAAAGAUGAACAAAGAGCCCAAGCCCCCAUUGUUAAAAUCAACUACAGUGGGCCAGAGAUUUGGAACACCAGCAAAUGUGGCUGCCAGAGAUGCUGAGGGCAAGGCGGGUUUUCUGAAACCUGUGGGUCCCAAGCCACCCACCGUGCCCAAGGAUGACCCCAAGCCUGUGUUUCUCGGGUCUCCAGGGAAUAAGCCAUCCCUUCACACUUUAAACCAAGACCAGGACUUGAAGCCAUCAGGCCCCAAGCCGGGGCCUCGUCAUCCUCCUCCUUCAGCCCUGGACAGUGAACAGAAGCAAGUGUUCCCCAAAUUGGCUGGUGUCAAAGGCAAGUUUGUGUCUGCCUCCCAAGACCAAGACUCCAAGCCCAUCUUCCCCAAACCCACCUUUGGCCAGAAGCCUGCCCUGAGUGCCGAAGACGCCCGUGAAGAUGAGAGUCCUAGCAGGCACGUAUCCUCCCAGAAAGGACCUCCAGCUCCUCUUGGGACCAAGUCCAAGAGCAUCCCCUUAAAACCAGCCAGGGAAGACCCAGAAAAUAAAGAUGACAGCAACAAUGCAACCAGUUCGCCUUUCCCUGGAGUGGUUCUGAAGCCAGCUGCAAACAGAGGAACCCCGGUCCUCUCCAAAUCUGGGGAUGACAAAAAAGAAGACAGGAAGAUCGAUGCUGCUAAGAACAUCUUCCUGAGCAAAACGAACCAGGAGGAGGCAGCCUUGGGGGCUCCUCCUGCCAAGUUCCCCAAGGCGCCUUCCAAGCUGACAACGGGGGGACCAUGGGCCCAAAGUCAAGAGAAGGACAAGGGAGAGAAGAAUCCAACCACACCAAAGCGGAAGCCACUGCCACCGUUGUUCACCUUGGGUCCACCUCCACAAAAACCCAACAGACCACCAAACGUUGACCUGAUGAAGUUCCGAAAAGCUGCUUCAGGAAACAGUACCAACAAAGGCCAGACAUCUUACUCAGCAACUUCCCCGCCACCACCUCCACCAUCCCAUCCAACCAGCCAGCCACCACUGCCAGCAGCUCACCCAACACAACCACCAGUCCCAAGCCUACCUCCCAGAAACAUUAAACCUCCAUUGGACCUAAAAAGUACUGUAAAUGAAGACAAUCAUGAUGGUCCUAUGAAUACUGAUGGUCCUGGGAAUCUAGAUGAGGAACAAGAGAGUGAUGGAGACACAUAUGAAGACAUAGAGGCAUCCAAGGAACGCGAGAAGAAGAGAGAAAAGGAAGAAAAGAAGAGAUUAGAGCUGGAGAAGAAGGAACAGAAAGAGAAGGAAAAGAAAGAACAGGAGAUAAAGAAGAAAUUUAAACUGACAGGUCCCAUUCAAGUCAUCCAUCGAGCAAAGGCUUGCUGUGACGUCAAAGGAGGGAAAAACGAACUGAGCUUCAAGCAAGGAGAAGAGAUUGAAAUCAUCCGCAUCACAGACAACCCUGAAGGAAAAUGGUUGGGCAGAACGUCCAGGGGCUCCUAUGGCUAUAUUAAAACAACUGCUGUCGAGAUCGAUUACGACUCUUUGAAACGUAAAAAAUCCUCUCUUGGUGCUCUUUCAUCAAGACCUAUUGAAGACGACCAAGAAGUGUACGAUGAUGUUGCAGAGCAGGAUGACAUUAGCAGCCAAAGUCAGAGUGGAAGUGGAGGGAUGUUUCCACCACCUCCAGACGAUGACAUUUACGAUGGGAUAGAAGAAGAAGAUGCUGGUAGCAGCUCUAUGCUACAGGUUGAAGAGAAGAGUAACACGUGGUCCUGGGGGAUUUUGAAGCUGUUAAAGGGAAAAGAUGACAAAAAGAAAAGUGUACAAGAGAAACGCAGAGUCUCUGAGUCAGAAAAUAAUGAAGGUUCAUCUUUCCCUUCUCCUCCUACACAACUGGACGUUGGAGAUGAAGUUUAUGACGAUGUGGAUGCUUCCGAUUUCCCAGCACCACCCCUGGAGUUGAGCCAAGGAGUGACUAUUGGAAAAACCAAGACAGAAGAAAAAGACCCUAAGAAGUUAAAAAAGCAGGAAAAGGAAGAAAAAGACUUCAGGAAAAAAUUUAAAUAUGAUGGUGAAAUUAGAGUCUUAUAUUCUACAACGGUUGUACACUCCUUAACUUCUAAAAAGUGGGGGACCAGGGAUCUACAGGUAAAACCUGGUGAAUCUCUUGAAGUUCUGCAAAACACAGAUGACACCAAAGUUCUCUGCAGGAAUGAAGAAGGCAAAUAUGGUUAUGUCCUCCGGAGUUACCUGAUUGACAAUGACGGAGAGAUUUAUGACGAUAUUGCUGACGGUUGCAUCUAUGACAAUGAGUAGUCGCAGCUUCCGUCUGCCUGUUGCUUUCCUUAGUUGCCAAGAUGAAGGUCAAGUCUUCAUAGGGUAUAAUAGAAAAUGGAGUCACCAAAUUACUUAUUACCAUUUCUUGUGAAUUUCUGGUUAUCCUUAGAAAGUUUUGAAAUUUUUUAUCUUAGAAAAUGAUCUUUCUGCCUAGUAUCUCAAAAGACAGCAUUAGUGACGUGUAAAAAUUAUAAAAUAUACCAUGUCUGCUUUGGCCACAAUACGAAGACAUUACUUUUAGGCUACCAAUGGACAGUGCCCCUCCUCUGCUCCAAAAAAAAAAAGAAAGAAAGAAAAAAAAUCAUUACAGAAAAAAAUGACUAUAUUGUCUAUAAAAUCCUUAGGAAGAAAAACAAAGACUACAAAGAAGAAAACUUUAAAACUUAACCACAAGAAGGAAGACUACUGUUUAUACUUUUAAUUAUGAUUACAUAUUGUAUUUUCUGCGCAAACCACCUAUCUUUAUAAAAGGAAGAGCUUUAAAUAUUUUUUGAAAAUUAUAGUAGCAGUAGUGAAAUUUUUUAUGCAAAGUGUAUUUGUAUUUGGCAAUUGUGAAUAUGUGAUAACCAUCUGAAUAUUAUGCAUUCAGUAUGUACAUCUAACAGCAAGCUAUAGAAGAAUUUAAAAUAAAUAUUCUUUUGGUACAUUCACUAAUUGUUAACAGUUUAAUUCCAUACUCUGUUUAGAGAACAAUGGUAACUAGCAUAGUUAUAAAUGAAAACUGCCCUGAAAUUAUGAAGAACGAAAGAAUGGACCUUGAAACUAACUAAUCUUUUAUGACACCUCUGUCAUAUUAAAAUUCUUUUGAAGAUCUUUUUCCAGUGACCUCUACAGGAUUUUUUCUACCUACACUUUUAAGAAAGGUAGUGUCUGGACUAGAGUGCUUUCUGCUUAUGCAUACUCAUCUGCAAAGCGAUCCCUGUCACCGUAAAUGUGAAGCAUUUGGGUUUCAAAUAUGAAGAACACUAAAUGCCACAAUACAAAAUGGAAAUCCCCAGCACCCAAUAAACUAACAUGUUAACAAACUUU
This is a messenger RNA of Ochotona curzoniae (black-lipped pika), 3657 nucleotides long. It is a transcript of the gene FYB1, whose product is annotated as FYN binding protein 1. Gene Ontology annotation, cellular component: plasma membrane. The record is from RefSeq and is a predicted model, not a curated record. Lineage: Eukaryota; Metazoa; Chordata; Mammalia; Lagomorpha; Ochotonidae. Gene Ontology annotation, molecular function: lipid binding; protein binding. The transcript has 19 exons. The coding region runs from base 79 to 2607 and encodes 842 amino acids. Gene Ontology annotation, biological process: integrin-mediated signaling pathway; T cell receptor signaling pathway; protein localization to plasma membrane.